This is a messenger RNA of Peniophora sp. CBMAI 1063, 1743 nucleotides long. The record is from the annotation of a GenBank genome assembly. NCBI's taxonomy places the organism in Eukaryota, Fungi, Basidiomycota, Agaricomycetes, Russulales, Peniophoraceae.
AUGGCUGCGGGUCUGAAGAAAGGCAGAAAUCGCCUCUCACUCAUGUUGUCGUUCGGCUCGACGCACGACUCGUCCAAGAACCGCAGUACAUCGACCCAGAUAUCAUCCAUGGGCUCCAUUGACGCCUUCGGCCUUUCUUCGACGACUAGUCUGCCUGUUACGCCGUCCCAUAUCACGCCGUCACCUCGCAGUCCGCUGCUAUCCUCGCCAGCCCCACGUUCGCCUCAUGCCAUGGAAACCCCGGCGCCUCUACCAACUGUCAAUGACCUGGGCGCGCAGGAGAAAACGCGAUUGUUGAAGCAGGCCCGCAAGAUCAGCCAGAUAUUCGGAGAGAUGCCCUCCAUGAAGGAGGAGGACCUUCAAUCGAAUUACCGUCCCUCCCGCGACGAUGUGCGCCCGGUGCAGAGGCCCACCCGUAGCUCUAGUCUCAUGCCUACGGGAAACAGACUGCACCGGCCUGCACCUCGUACGCGCUCGCGCCCGACGCUCAAUGUCCGCCCUACAUCGCCGUCCCUGGCGGCGCCAACGCCACAGGCUGCGCCCCCGGUGCCUGAGAUCCCGGCGUCGGCAUCGUCGACCCCAAGUACAACGCCUGGGUUCAUUGCCCCGCCCUUGGCCCCCGACAUCACUUCGCCUACCCCGCGUAGAUCCUUUGACGCGCGCUCCGAGCGGAGUGCAAGGAGUAUGAAGAGCGUGAAGACGAAACUGCCGACUCCCGCCCUACCCGCCGACCCUAACUCCCGAUCUGAGGUUCAAGUUCUGGUUCAGGGCGAUACUGGCCAACUCACGCGCUCCAACUCGGCUCGUUCAGUGGCUGUAAAGAGGCGCGGGCGGAGUAUGGAAGACGCUCGGCCCGACCCACGACCUCGGGUGAGCGCUACGGCCCGGCCUUCUACGGCAUCUAGCGCAAAGCGACCGUCAACCGCCCCGCGCGAAGAGACGUCACACCGACGAGCAAGGUCGCUCCGGGAGAAUAAGGUCAAAUUGAAGGGUUCGGGGCAGCGAGAGGACGUCAAAUCCGACCGGGAUGCUGUGAUUCGUGAUCUGAAAGAGAACAGCCACUUCGGAGACUCGCAGCGGAUGACGAGGACACAAAGGUCAUUGAGCAUAAAGCGUGCGCGUAAGCUCAACCAUAUGUUCGGCUCGGAGCCUCCGCAAGCCUUAUAUGUAUCGUCAUUCGUCGAGAAACGCCUUUCUGGCGCAACGAUAUACUCUAUCUCUUCUUCCGCAGAUCUUCUCUCCGUGCAGAAUCCUGCCACGCGCGCAGCCAAACAUCACUCUAUCACGAGCGUCUCAACCACAUCCGAACCUUCCUCGCCCAUAGCGACCGUUCACGACAUUCCUCCAAUGAAGGGUCACAGACGCCAUCCAUCUACUCCCGCCGCGCCAAUAGUGGAAGCCCUAGCGAGCGGCGCGCAUGGCGAAGAAGACGAUCUGUCUCCCGUGGAGCCCAAGGAAGCCUUCCGUCAACGCCGUAUGCGCGCUGCGAAGCUUUCGCGCUUCUUCGGGGUCGACUUACACGACUUGUCACAGUCACUCGAGCCCACCCCGUCUACCCCACGACCUUCUGUGGCGACCGCACAGGCCGACCCUCCCCCGCCAAAGAUGCCGCAGCGAGAGCCCUCACUCGAUGGAGUUGACGUGCGCAUACAGGCGCCGGCAGGCAAGUUCUGGUCUCGCCAUGACCACCGUCGUGAAGUCGACAUGAACGACGUUAUCAACCGUUUGCGGGAGAUGCGGUGA